ACCGACGAGCUCAGCGUGGACGAUCGUCUUUUCUCGCACAAGCGUCUGCCGCUGACACAAGUGUGCGCCUGGCAUGGAGCGUAUGCGGGUCCCGUGGCUUAUCCUGGCGCUCUGCGCCGCCGUCUCGUGCCGAUGGCCGUCUUCGCGCAAGCAAUCGACGGAAAGCGGCUGCGGGUUUCAGAGCUGCCCCGAGGUGUCCCGUGACCACCUGAAUGUGCACAUCAUCUGCCACAGCCACUUGGACGCCGGUUGGUUGGAUACCGUCGGCAACCUUUUCACAUCUAAUGUGCAACACAUCUACACGUCCGUGAGGGACAGCCUGUUGAAGUACCCACAGCGCAGAUUCGUCAGCGCCGAGAACGUCUUCUUCAGCCGGUGGUUGGCGCUGCAAAAGGAACACCAGGCCAAGGAGUCCGUCCACGAGCUCGGUUCGAGCAGGUACGCACUCAACGCGCGCACGGCCCUCCACGUGUGCCAAGCACCGUCCGUCGCUUCGGUGAGGUAA
This is a messenger RNA of Dermacentor silvarum, 505 nucleotides long. Its product is annotated as lysosomal alpha-mannosidase-like. The transcript is spliced from 3 exons. Gene Ontology annotation, biological process: mannose metabolic process. Gene Ontology annotation, molecular function: alpha-mannosidase activity. NCBI's taxonomy places the organism in Eukaryota, Metazoa, Arthropoda, Arachnida, Ixodida, Ixodidae. The record is from RefSeq and is a predicted model, not a curated record. Bases 74 to 505 code for a protein of 143 amino acids.